This is a messenger RNA of Pollicipes pollicipes, 1236 nucleotides long. RefSeq names its product ADP-ribosylation factor-like protein 13B. Gene Ontology annotation, biological process: non-motile cilium assembly; receptor localization to non-motile cilium. Bases 220 to 1236 code for a protein of 338 amino acids. The record is from RefSeq and is a predicted model, not a curated record. The transcript is spliced from 9 exons. Gene Ontology annotation, cellular component: non-motile cilium; ciliary membrane. NCBI's taxonomy places the organism in Eukaryota, Metazoa, Arthropoda, Thecostraca, Pollicipedomorpha, Pollicipedidae. Gene Ontology annotation, molecular function: GTPase activity; GTP binding.
CUGGGUGCAGUACGCCAUGCGGUACUUCUAGGGUCUUGGCGCUAUGCAAGCGUAAAUAAAGUGUGCGAAGACCAGUACAUCGUGGCUAUGGAUGUGACGCCUUGGGAAACGUGCUUGCGAGAAUUUGUCUAGGGUGUUGGGCUGGCGUAUAUUGUAGAUCGUUGUCUGAAUUUCUCGCAUUGGUAUCCAUCAUGAUGGAGUAGUCCAGGACUAUGCUGCAUGAUGGGAAAUCAGGUCAUUUGCCAUCACUGCUACAGCAGACGAAGCCCCACUCCACAAGAAGCCAGGAGGAUCCGUGUGCUGCUAGUUGGUUUGGACAAUGCAGGAAAGACUACUGCGGCCAAAGGUCUUGUAGGCGAGGCGGUGGCCGAUCCGGCGCCGACGCUGGGCUUCUCGCGCCUGGAGCUGCGCCGCCGGGGCUGGUGGGUCGAGCUGUUCGACGUGGGCGGCGGCCGCGGCAUCCGCGGCAUCUGGCGCAACUACCUGGCCGAGUGCCACGGCCUCGUGUUCGUGGUCGACGCCAGCGACGAGGCGCGCGCCGACGAGUGCCGCGCCGCCCUACACGCCCUGCUCGAGGACCAGCGCGUACGCGGCAAGCCCGUCCUGCUGCUGGCCAACAAGCAGGACGUGCCGUCGGCGUUGGACGAGGUGGAGCUGAACGAGCGGCUGCAGCUGGAGCUGGUCGCCAAUCAGCAUUGCUGCCCGAUGCGCAUCGAGCUGUGCUCGGCCCGGCUGGCCAGCCACGCCGGCAAGAAACGCCACCUGGCCGUGGCCACCGGCUUCAACUGGCUGACGGACUACGUAAUCGAGAACCACGCCAGCUUGGAGAGCCGCGUGGCGGCCGACCUGGCCGUGCGGGCCGCUGACCUGGGGACUGGUGACUGGCUGACCGGUGCCGACUGGGGACUGGUGGCUGGUGUGGUUGAGAGCCAGUGGCCGGCUGACCCCUGCUGGCUGGAGGCGCAGAUCGAGGAAGUGUUCACGCGCACCGAGAUGGGCCGGCUGCCGAUUCCCGAGUCGCCGGCGCUAGAGAAAGACUCUGGCCAGGGCAGCACAAAGGAGAGUGACUCGGACGUUCUCACCUCGUCCAGCGCCUCCCAACGCUCGACACAGCUGAAUGGAAUCGAAGGUACGAAGCGGCGGAACCGCUUCUUCAAGCGCUACACGAAGACGGCGCCGAUGCCGGACGAUGUGCGCGUGACGUCGCUGCCCUCCACACCGCUCACGCACCAGUAG